AUGGCGAAGCCUUUGGUUCCUUCUUGGCUCAUGAUUUCUUUAUCUAUCCAUAUUAGGACCUUAACAGAUAAAGAACAGCUGGUUUUGUCACUGGAGAGACAAUAUCAAGAGGAUGUUGGUGUUCUAGCAACGCUCUUCUUUAACUACGUCAAACUUAGCCCUGUCAUCAUCAUCACUGAGCCUCCUUCAAUUCAUGCAGGCAUUCCUGGAAAUCUUGCAAGGCGUUCCUGUGCAGCCACACGCCCAUCUGUCUUUCUCGUUAUAACCGGGGAAGGUGAGCUCCAGGCAGAUUCUCUGUCUGAUGGGAAGAAAAAGGCAAAGGAAGGCGAUGUUUUCUUCGUCCCUGCAAACACUGAGAUUAAGCUCUCUAACCGUGGCCCUGAGUCCAUGCAGCUGUACAGGGCUGGAGUAAACAGCAUAUUCUUCAGUUAA
Messenger RNA from Miscanthus lutarioriparius, 432 nucleotides. NCBI's taxonomy places the organism in Eukaryota, Viridiplantae, Streptophyta, Magnoliopsida, Poales, Poaceae. The record is from the annotation of a GenBank genome assembly.